ACUAUAUAACAAAUAAUUUGAGCACUUAAAGCUAGCUUGUGAAACACCAAACUGCGGAGUUAAACAUUAAUAAAAUCAGUCAUGAAGAUCACGGAGAUGAGUUGGGUUCGUGAUUUUCGCGAGUUUGCAAACGAUACAAGCGCCCAUGGCGUGAAGUACAUAUUCGAGGGUCCCUAUAAGCUGGUGAAGUUGCUGUUUCUGGUAACUUGGUUAGGAUUAUCUAUCUACGCGUGUAAUGUCAUUAUUACAUCUGUAAUAACCUACGUGCAGAAGCCUACAAGUACCAAGUUUGAAGUGCUGCAAGACAGCGGAAUGACGGAUAAACCCGAGAGUAUUAAAUUCCCUACCAUCAGUGUCUGUUCCAUGAACAAGGUCAAAAAAUCUUUCCUUGAUUCUGAGGAAAACAUACUGCUGAAGGAGUAUUACGAGGUUUUAGAUCAGUAUGAUGUGGCUAAGGCCGAAGAACUGGCAGCAAGGUUCGAGGACCCUGAAGAUGAUAUGUACCAGAUAAAGGAUGUACUUUAUGAGGACCUCAUUGAGCAGGGAGGCCCCAAUAAGGACAGACUGUUGAAGUGCCAGCAGAGAGGACAAUAUUGUAAUACUCUUAAGGCUUUCGAAAACAACGUCGACAGAAUUUCAGUUAUGGAAAACUCGAUGACAGGACGAUGCUGGAGGGUAAACCCCGAUGGUGAGCUCCAGGGAAAAAUGGGAGAUUACGGGUCUCUGAAACUUAUGUUCUGGGCUGAUGUCCAGGAUUACUCGACCCGAAGUGCAGAUACGGAGAACCAAGGGUUUGUAGUCGCAUUCCAUGACAACGGUACUUACGGUUCAUCAAUGGCAUCUGGUUUUCUUAUGAGUCCCGGCACGUACUACAAGGCUGAUCUUAGACGUAAAGCGGAAAUCAGGAGAAAGGAUAAGAUUGAAAGUUGUGAUGUUUCUCUUGUUGCAAACACUUACGGAUCGUACAACGAGGGUUCGUGUGCUCUCGAGUGCAAAGACAAGGCUAUCCAUGAAGCGUGUGGUUGCGUGAACGUGGUCCCUCCCCUGAACAACGGAAAGUACAGGUCCUGUAACCUGGAGGAGUGGGUGAAAUGCGGUCUCAAAGCCUACAGGAGCUGGUAUGACGACUACACAAACCCUGACUUGUCCACUAAGAUCUGUCCUUGUUCUACCGCCUGUGAAGAGAUCCGAUACGAAGCUCAGAUAAGCAGUUCCUCAGUGUCCCCUGCCUUCGCUGCAGGCAUCUUCCCUGGUGUCCAACCUAUCAUCUCUCUUCCCCAAUACGGAUACUCAAAACCUGAAUUUGACAUUCUUUACAAUUCCACUGAUGACAUUUUGAAGAACGUAAUGGUGCUCGAGGUACUCUUCACCAGUAUGCGAACAUCUGAAAUCAGGGAAAUUAUCAACUACGACAUGGGAAAUCUUCUCGGUGACAUUGGUGGUGUUCUGGGGCUCUUCCUGGGUGCUAGUUUGUUCACAAUCCUCGAAUUCAUCCAGUUUGUCGUGUUCAGCAUCAUGAAGUACUGCUUCAAUAUUGGCGGGCCCAAACACUCCGCACUCAAUGGAGAGAAGGAGGCAAUCUAACAGCUGAUUCCUACCAAGAAUGUGAACUGUUCAUAAUCAUAGAUAUAAUCGUGCCAGCAUGAAGCGAACUUUCACUUAAAUCUCAAGAGCUUUUCUCACGAGACUGUAGCGAACUAGUGACUGUAACUAGUGACUAGUAGCGAACUAAUGGUAAUCCCUAGUUAAAUGGCAGUUUUAUUCUGUAACGAUUUUAUUAACAACAUUUCGGGCUAUUAAGUUACAUAUCCUUAGUCAAAGUUACUUUAGGUUAUCAACUGCCAUUUAGCAUUCUCAACAAAUAACCUGAUCCGUAGGGAUUGCAAAAGACGACAUUAAUUUUAAAUAUUAAUAACACACAGAUGACAAUAAUUACCCUUCCUUGUUGUUGUCUUUUCAGAUUUUUAAGGAGUUGAAAAGAAUUUUGUAGCAAUAAGAUGUGAUGAAAUUUUAGUUUAUAUAACAGCAUGUUUUUUGCAUGAUUCAACUGGCCUCUCGUAAUUUAUUGGACUAUAUUUUAACGUUUUAUUCAUAGAGUUCUCGAUACUUGCUCGCCCUUUAGUUAUUAUAUGUUAUGACUCCAUAGAAAUAUAGGUAAACGUGUAUUUGGUUAAAUAUUCUGACAGAAGGACAGCUUUUAAAUAUCGAUCAAGUCUGUUGCUCUUCAACCGUGUUAUUCACUUGGUUCGAGAAUCAGAUUUGAAUUGUUUAGAAGAGCUGCGUCUAAAUGAUUUUUUUCCUGGAGCUGAAAAUACCAGAAAAAAUAAUCAGAGUAUGGAUCUUCAAUUGGCAUCCGAUCAAAUUAUUGAGCACUUUCUACACGUUGAAAUUAUUUUUAGUUUUGUAAAUGUAAAAGUAUAUUUUAUCUUAAUAUUGAUCCCACAUAA
Messenger RNA from Bolinopsis microptera, 2447 nucleotides. Its product is annotated as acid-sensing ion channel 5-like. Bases 82 to 1584 code for a protein of 500 amino acids. Gene Ontology annotation, molecular function: ligand-gated sodium channel activity. The transcript has 14 exons. The record is from RefSeq and is a predicted model, not a curated record. Gene Ontology annotation, cellular component: plasma membrane. Lineage: Eukaryota; Metazoa; Ctenophora; Tentaculata; Lobata; Bolinopsidae. Gene Ontology annotation, biological process: sodium ion transmembrane transport.